GUCAAUUUUCAUUGCGUCAGUUGGACUAUAUGAAUGCGCGGAGUGUCAAACUUAAAUAAAUUUGAGAGGUUAUCGCCGGUUAAUAUUCAUUUGUGGAAAGUGUUUACAACCGUCAAUAGCCAACAUGAAUAGCACCUUCGAUUCUCCCAAAUUCGGUCUUAUCCGUAACAUGGACAAUCGGGGCAUGCCAAAAGGUGAUAUGUCAAUGAAUAUGUCCACAUCCGAUAUGCGACGAUUUUUGAACAAUUCGAAUGAAACAACAUCAUACAAGCACUCAGUAAUGGACGAGACUGCGACGGAUGUGUUGACAACAAAACAAAAGACCAAUUCGUUGUAUGGUCACUUUUUGGAAAUUUUACAAAGCCGCACCAAUGAUUCUGAGGUGUUCGAAACUGUUCAGGAUCUUAUAGCAGCCUGUUCGGAUACCAUCGACGAAAUCGAAAAGUUCCAACGACACGGUCAACACACCAAUCGACAGGAAUAUAACUGGUUAAAUCAGGAACGAAAUACUUGGCGACUGCUGUACGCAUUGUAUCAAGACAGAUUGAUAACGCAGAAAGAGGCAAUGGAUUACGAUGAUGCACCGUUGAUGGGUAGCGAGAAGAUGAUCGUCGAAAAUCUGUACCGUAACAAUGCCAAUCUGAGGGAAUAUCAAUUGAUUGUCGAUUGGUUGGAACAAUGUGCCGACGAGAAAGAGAUACCACAAAUCGGUCUUUACACAGAUCAGACCAUUUCAUGGGAGAACACAUUGCAUCAGCUGCAAAACAAAGACAGGCCACUUUUCGGUCGAGGGCGGGAAAUCGUCAAAAGCAUGGACCCAGAUGCAAUGAUAAGAGAACGGUUGCCGUUACAUGAUCUGGAUAUGGAAGAUGAAGCGAGAUUGUCGAAACAGAUCUUAAUUGAAAUGCGAAAGGGACAAAUCGAAAAUGCGCAAUCGUUGUGUACUCAUUGCGGUCAGUCGUGGCGGGCUGCUCUUUUGGAAGGAUGGAGACUACACCACGAUCCAAACUAUGACCAAAGUAACACAGAUACCAAGUUGGCGGUUGAAGGGAAUCCCCAUCGCGAUCUCUGGAAAAAACUUGCAUGGAUGAUGGCGGAAAACAAAAAUCUGGACGAAUAUACCAGGGCCAAUGUCGGCAUAUUGUGCGGUCAUUUGGAAUCCGUUUUACUACCACUCGGUCAGUCGUGGGUGGAUCUGCUGUGGGGUUACUUGAAAACUCAAAUUGAUAUUCGUGUUGAGGGCGAAAUACGUUCGUGUAGCACCAAAAGUCACUUGGAUAUGCCGGAAAAGUACUGGAACGGGAAGAUGUCAUUGGAACAAAUUUUCGAAGAAUUGUCGGCACAUAAGUCCGACACCAUUCGUGUGGCGGCGGAAAAUCCGGUCAAUAUUGUGCAAAAAUUCCUAAUUCUCGACGAUAUUCCUGAAUUGAUGCGACAUAUCGAUGCGUGGAUAUCAGCCGAUAAAAUUGGUCCGCAAAUGUUACGCUUCUUGACCCACGUCGUUUUGUUUAUGCGACAAAUCGGACGACCACAUCACGAGGAUGUUGCUGAUCGUGUUAUCAAGGCAUACGUUGAAUGUCUGAUCGAAUUGGGAGAACGACAGUCGGUUGCAUUUUACACUGUUGCUGUUCCGAACGAGGUUCAGUUGGUUUUGUAUUCCAAAUAUUUGCAAACCAUUCACGGCACCGACGAAAGGAAACUGGCGUUAGAGGAAGCGAACAAUGUGGGAUUGGACAUUCAGGCCAUAACAUGUUACACGGUUGAAAGUAUCCGAAACGAGCAGCUGAAUGAGAACGAACAGAAGCAGUUGUGUUCGUACAUUGGUGAAGGCGAUCUAAACAAAAUUUCGGCCUUGGAAUGGUUAACGUUUUAUCAGGAGCAACGGGGAGAACUGUUGUGGCAGGCUAAUUCGAUGAUCCGGUCGUUCUUGGCAGAAAAUAAAAUUGAGUGUGUCCGUAACACGUUUAAAAUUGUGCCGCAAGAUUCGAUUCAGCAAAUCGUAGCGAAUUAUGGUUCAAGGGAUAAUCUUCCGUACAAGGAAGAAUGCAGCAUCAAAGAAUACUUGUGCCAUCAGACGUAUUUGAAGGCUAUCGAUGGAUACAACGACUGGACGAAACUCUACCAUAGUAAGCCGAAAGAGCCACAAUCGCUCGCUGCGAACGCCAAUUUCACGGAUAAAGUUGCUGCUGAACAUAAGGAACAAAUCUACAAAUCGGAAUUGGAACGAUGGAACAUCAAUCUCAUCGACCAGACGAAAACUGCCCGUGAUCUGCUAUUCGCCGUACUACAAUUCCCGGAAAACUAUCUCGUCGAUCCGGAUGCGGAGAAAAUGCUCGACGACGAUGAACAUUAUUCUUGGUCACAUCGAUCCAUCCAAUUGGAAAGUUUACGCAAGUUAUGCAUUCCAGAAGUGGUUCUAUUGCUCCACAAAGUGUUGCAUUUGGCUGGCGAAUAUAAAGAAUGUGUUCGGUUGGCUGACGAACUGGCAAAUGAAAGCCGACAGCUGUACAAGGUGUAUUCGAAACAUAAACUGGCCGAACUUAUCGGAAAGAUUUCGGAAUCGUCGCUGGCGCUAAUGAAUGCAAAAAUGGAUCCAUGGGGAUACACGAUCGAUGUUUAGAAUAAUUUCCUUUUUUCUGAUGUUAGCCGGUUGAUUUUGUGACCUGUGACUCGUCUUAAGCUCAUGAUUUUGUAAUAAAAUUCAUUUUUCCUUUCGUUAUGCGACCA
Bradysia coprophila is the source of this 2727-nucleotide messenger RNA. It is a transcript of the gene Nup107, whose product is annotated as nuclear pore complex protein Nup107. Lineage: Eukaryota; Metazoa; Arthropoda; Insecta; Diptera; Sciaridae. Gene Ontology annotation, biological process: protein import into nucleus; mRNA export from nucleus; post-transcriptional tethering of RNA polymerase II gene DNA at nuclear periphery. The record is from RefSeq and is a predicted model, not a curated record. Gene Ontology annotation, molecular function: structural constituent of nuclear pore. Gene Ontology annotation, cellular component: nuclear pore outer ring; nuclear pore.